GAACUGUUGAAGACGCAAGAAAAACCUCCGAAUACCAUUCCUCUCCUGGUUAAAAAUUUGCCAGGAUGCAAUUGUGUGUGAUUCCCACUCAACGCCGACUUCCACGCGGUAUUCGGACGCUGGAGCCUGGAGCAUCGCUCACUGCCACAGCCGCAGCGCUAUCGGUAGCUCUGAGUCCGCAACUUCUUCGGACCUAGGAUUCAAUCCGUUUACGGAGUAUGUAUACCCAAGGCUAAGCACUUGAGUUGCAGGCUCAGCUGACUAUUUCAUAUUGCCGUGUUCUAAUUGCAACUUUCAUCCUCACUCACUCGCUCGUUCAUCCUGUUGGUUAGGUCUGCAAGAUGUCCGUAGAAUAUGUCGUCCCGCGUUUUGAUGACACCCUCGGUGCUUUGCUCGUAGGCUUCUCUGUCUCUGCCACUGCAUUUGGAAUGUUGACCAUUCAGGUGUUCACUUACUACAGGUGUUUUCCCCAAGACAAGGCUGGAUAUAAGGCUCUCGUUGCAUUGAUAUGGUCGAUUGCUGUCAUUGAUCAAGCCUUCGUUGGUUACGGUGUAUAUUUCUAUACCAUCACAAAUUAUUUGAAUCCGCUCCCAUUGGCUACAGGAAAACCACAGUGGACUCUUAUACUGCAAAUGACUUUGGGCGCUGUUGUUGGUGCCAUUGUCAAGGCCUGUUUUACACUGCGAGUCUGGAGGUUUAGCUAUAGAAAUUGGUGGCUCACAGGAUUCUUGUUUUUAAUGGUUCUUGCGCAACUUGGCACGGCAACCAUAUUCACUGUAAAAUGUUUUGAAUUGCCUUCUUUCGCGCACAUGAUUGCCUUGAAGGCCUUGGGAAGCCUUUCCUUGGGCAUUGGAGUCGUUACGGACAUGAGCAUAGCUGCCGCAUUAUGCUUUUACCUUCAGAAAAUGCGCUCAAGCCAUUCAACUGCAUAUUCCAUGAUUAAUACGUUGACAAUAUACGCGGUGAAUACUGGUCUUCUUACCAGCACCGUCAGCUUGUCGACCCUUGUUCUGUUCAACAUUAUGCCGACGAAUUUCGUGUUUAUAUGCCUGUAUUUUGUUCUGAGCAAACUGUAUGCGAUAUCAUUCCUGGCUACACUCAACACUCGAAAAAUUAUACGAGGUCGUGGCACAGACCCUGAAGGAGGAAAGACUCCGAGUUUUAGUAUAGUUACCGACUCCAUACAGAUGCCCAUACAGCUACCGGUGCCAACCAUUCGGGAAGAACUAUUAGCUGGAUGUCACCAGAAGUCGUGAAUCAAAAUUCAUAGUACCAAGUUCAGUAUGUACUUUUGUCUCGCGUCAUUGACCUUGUGAUAACUAGUCAUCUAGACAGCACCCUAUGAUUUUGGCUGGUAAUUUUUAGCUGUCGUUUAUAUCAUCCCCUGUGACCCCUCGACUACCCAUACUCUGCGCACGAGGUGCGCUUUCUCAUUAAAUCUGGCUCUGCCGUUAUUCGUCUCUCCUUCAUUCGUAAAAAGGCGGCGCCUGUUGCAGUACUCAUACCGGGUACCCAACGCAGGCAUAAUCAUAACUGGGAAUUUUGAAGGAAAUUUGUAUAUCACCACAAUAAAAAUGCGAUAACGCGCUGUACUUGUUUCGUUCAGCGGAUACCGUGUGUGCAGAAUACUACUAAGGUUAUAUAACUCUCCCUUUGGUCGCC
Molecule: messenger RNA, 1662 nt
Organism: Suillus subaureus
Lineage: Eukaryota; Fungi; Basidiomycota; Agaricomycetes; Boletales; Suillaceae
Exons: 20
Coding region: 342-1256 (304 amino acids)
Source: RefSeq, a predicted model, not a curated record